This is a messenger RNA of Fundulus heteroclitus (mummichog), 1443 nucleotides long. Its product is annotated as dendritic cell-specific transmembrane protein. The coding region runs from base 1 to 1443 and encodes 480 amino acids. Gene Ontology annotation, cellular component: membrane. The transcript has 3 exons. Lineage: Eukaryota; Metazoa; Chordata; Actinopteri; Cyprinodontiformes; Fundulidae. The record is from RefSeq and is a predicted model, not a curated record.
AUGAUGCUGCUCUCAUGGAUUUCUGCGAAGCAACACUUAGAGGAGACAGUGUCUCUGGCAUUAGAUGUCUUCACCACCGGUGAAAGAAAAAGCUGGAGGAGGACCUUUAUCCUCCUCUUCACCUGCAUCCUGUGGAGCCUCCUGCUCAGCUCCCUGCUCCUCCUGUACCUCCUCUUCGCUGUGGACUACGAUCUGGCAGUGGCCAGCGGGAUUACUGGCUGCUUUGGCAUUUUACUAACUGUUGCCCUCUUCCUUUCGAAUAGGGUGAGAUGUUUGGGGACUCUGUUUGUCAUUUCCAUUUUUAUGAAGAAGAGCCGCAACUUGCUGCUGACGGCUGGAACGAGUUUAGUGGUUCUUAAAAAUACCCAAAACACCCUGAGGAACCUGACCCGCCUGACACGGAGCAUGAUCUGCAACCUGAAGGCCAAGAAAGCCGCCGUCGUUGCUCCCUUCAGCAACUACGUCAAGAUGCUGGAGUGGAUCGGGGGCGUCCUCAAAGGCGUCACAGACCUGGGGGUCGUCAACCUCGACUCAAAGCUGAAGGUUUCGCCGAGAAUAGAAUCAGACGCGUUCAGGCUGAAACUGAGCGAGGCCGAGCAGAAGCUGAACGAGACGGUCAAAUAUUUUCAAGGUGUCACGGAGACGGUCUCCUCUGUGACAGACAAGUUGUUUCCUGCCCUCAGCUUCCUCGUGCUGAUGACGUUCAUAGCCGUGCGCAUCCGAAAGUACCGCAACGACAUGAAGCAUGAAAACAGCUUCAUCAGCAGGAAGUUCGUUCUGUUCGAUGAGAAGCAGAGGGCCGAAGGGAAGCCCCACGUUCUCCCCCUCAGCCCCAGGGAAGAGAACCUAUACCCCUCCAUUCCCUCCGCCCGUCCCACCACCAAGGAGGGGAGAGCCAUGCUCAAAUUCGGAGUCCCGGUAAUCUCCCACCUUAUGGCUUGGACCUUUUUUAUAACCGUGGAUGCCUUGUUAUACUGCUUCGUUGAUAUUGUUACAAAAAAGCUAUCAGAGCUGAAGCCCUUCCACGUCCCUCUGAUGAUCAGUUUCAAAGGGAUUGCAACUUUGAUAGGCAUCCCAGUUGACGAAGAGAACCGUCAAAUGGAUUUUUCCUACUCUGUGACCUUGUUUGAGACGAAGUGUCUCCCCGAACCUGAGCUGCUGCUGUACAGCUCUGUGUUACCACUGAGCGCCAUCCUCGUCACCCUGCUCUUCAUGGCUCUGGUGGCGGCCAAAAUCUCCCAGCUCAGGCUGCUGGUCUGCGAGCGGUUCUUCUCUGAGGCGAGCGACGCUAGGGUGGAGUUCCUGCAUGGCAAAAUCCUGAGAAAAAGAUUCAAAACGGCCAAGGAAGAAAAUCAACGCAGCUUUACGUCAUUUGUUGUAAAGCUACAUUUCUGGUGUCCGAUGCUCUUCCGACCCAAAGAUGAACCUCAGAGUGUUGCGUGA